AUCUCCAGCAGACCCCAAAUAUCCACUCUAAGUAAAACAUUGAACCGUCUAUACAAAUGUGACUUUAGGUCCCCCGCCCCCAUUCCAGCCAGAUUUCUGGAAAUUCUGUAAGCCACCAUUUUGCCCCAUCUCUUCGUCCUGACCCUGUUUAGAAGGAAAAACUAAGCUGAGGAUUGUGGGCAGAAGUGACAGCUUUGGUAGGAAUUGCGUAGAAAGGGGUGUGGCUGGGGCGGGGUUAAGGAAGCAGGAGGUGGGACGGACUGAGUGCUAAGGCUUAUUGGGCAGGUAGUUGAGGACUAUGGGCGGGGCUGAAGAGAUGGGGCUCUAAGAAAUGGGAUGGCUCAAACUGGCUUAGGGGCCGGACAGCAGAAAGUGAGAGCAAUUUAGAAUGGAUGGGUAGAGUUUAUCUGAAGGGAAGGGCUUUAGGGUAAACUGGGAGACCAAGGAGUCAGGAGCGGUGGGACUUAACGGUUAAGAGAAGUUGAGGAGUGGGCAUGACUGCUAUUCAGGCCAAGGGAAGACAAGUGGGUACCUAAAAGAAAAGUGACUAAGGGAAGUUCCUGCGAGAGGGGGAGCAUAGCAGAAUGUGCUGAAUAGAACUGGGCUUAGUUGCUUGGGGUGGGGCAGAGUUAGGGGCAAGGUUUACAGAGAUAUGAGAGGGCCAAGCGUAAAGUGUGAGAAAACGGGCUCUGACUUUAUCUUGCAUCAGAAUCACCUAAGGGCAUUUUAUUUUAUUUUUAAUUGAAUUAUAGUUGAUGUACAAUAUAUUAGCGUCAAGUGUACAACAUAAUGAUUCAAUAUUUCUAUACAUUAUGAAACGAUCAUGAAAGUCUAGUUACCAUUUGUCAUUAUACGAAGUUAUAGCAAUAUAGUUGACUAUAUAUUCCUUUAUGUUGCACAACCCUAUGACUCAUUUUAUACCUGGAAGUUUGUGCCUCACCUGAAGGGUAUUUUAAAAUGCAGAUCCCUAGACGCUACCCUCAGGGUUUCUGAUUCACAAAUUCUGGGGCGGGGAGCCUGAGAAUUUAAUUUCUAACAAUUUCCAGGGUGAUGAUGCUGCUGCUGGUCUCCAGGUCAUUUGAGAACCACCGAUUUAAGGGACUACCUUAAAAGUGCGAGGCACAAAGAUCACAUUGAAGUUGUGGGGUGGGGGAGAACUUAAAAACUAUGGGGCGGAAGGGACGGGGGUUUAACACAGGAGGCGUGGUUGAGCCUAAGAAGCUUGGAGGGGCAGGCUCUACAAGGGAGGCGUGGCUGAGGGUGGGGCUUAGGAGGAAGAGGUGGGAUUUAGAGAGUAGGGGCAGGUAUGGGGGUGGGGAAUAACAAAAUUCUCGGGGCUGGUGUAAGGAGGAUAACUAUUGAGUUGGUGGGCGGGCCUCGUGAUUAUUAAGCUCUGAAUGAGCGUGAUUCAGACCUUGGGGCGGGGAUUAAGAGUGAGGUUUGCUCGAGGGGCGUGGUUUAACCGAUGACGGAAGAGUGGGCGGUGCCCUAAGAAGGAGCGGGCGCUCAGAGCGCAGGCGCAACUUGCUCAGCUCGCUCACCGGAAGUGGUCUAGGCUUUCCCCGCCUGCAUCCCCGAUCCAGCACGCAGGCGCACUUUUUUCCCCGGGUCGCCGCCGCUGCCGCCGCCGCCGCCGCCGCCGCCGCCGCGCCUCCGCCUCCUCCUCUUCCUCUUUCCUCUCCACGCCGGCGCCUCGGAGACAGGCGCGACUUCCGCUUCCGGGCAGGCGGGCAGGCAGGCAGGCGGCGCGGAGCUGCCGGAGGGGGGGGCGGCACUUCCGGUCAGGCCCUCGGGUCUCCCCGGAGCUGCGGCGCCUCCUCCGCCUCCUUGGUUUCCUCCCGGCGGAGACCCCGGCGCCGGGUCUCACGUCCCGCUUGGCAGAGAUGGAGGCGAAUGCUGCUGCUGGCAGCGGAGGGGGCGGCGGCAGCAUUGGGGGUGAGGACGGGGUGCACUUCCAGAGCUACCCCUUUGACUUCCUGGAGUUCCUCAACCACCAGCGCUUUGAGCCCAUGGAGCUGUAUGGGGAGCAUGCCAAGGCGGUGGCGGCACUGCCCUGCACCCCUGGGCCUCCGCCGCAGCCACCGCCGCAGCCACCGCCACCGCAGUAUGACUACCCUUCCCCGGCCACUUUUAAGCCCAAGGCUGAGGCCCCUUCGGCGGCAGCGGCGGCAUCCUCCUCCUCGUCGUCUUCCCAAGCCAAGAAGGCCGAGCCGCCCCUGCCGCCAGCCUUUGGAGCGCCCCCGCCCCCGCUCUUCGACGCUGCUUUCCCUGCCCCGCAGUGGGGCAUCGUAGACCUUUCUGGACACCAGCACUUAUUUGGGAACCUGAAACGUGGAGGCCCUGGGUCCGGACCAGGGGUGACUCCAGGGUUGGCCAGUGCUGCGGGGACACCUGGGCCGCUCCCUGCGCCCUCACAAACUCCACCAGGCCCCACCGCCGGGGCAGUCUGCGACCCCACUAAGGACGACAAGGGCUACUUCCGCCGGCUGAAGUACCUGAUGGAGCGGCGCUUCCCCUGUGGUGUGUGCCAGAAGUCCUUCAAGCAGUCCUCGCACCUGGUCCAGCACAUGCUGGUACACUCGGGGGAGAGGCCCUACGAGUGCGGCGUCUGCGGCCGCACCUACAAUCAUGUUUCCAGCCUCAUACGCCACCGCCGCUGCCACAAAGACGUGCCGCCGGCCUCUGGGGCCCCGCCACAGCCGGUCGCGCCUCUCCCACCGCUGGGCCUACCCACACCACCCGCCGCUGGGGCAGGCGCCCCCACCCCAGCCCCCUCCGGCCAGCCCGCCACGCCUGCGGCCUCAGCUGAUGGGAAUGCAGCCCCUGGAGCCCCAGCAGGCGCAGGGGCGCCCCCUCCGGCCACGGGGGGCGGUGAGGGCCCCUUUGCCUGCCCGCUGUGCUGGAAGGUCUUCAAGAAGCCCAGCCACCUGCACCAGCACCAGAUCAUCCACACAGGCGAGAAGCCCUUUUCGUGCUCCGUGUGCAGCAAGAGCUUCAACCGCAGGGAGAGCCUCAAGCGCCACGUGAAGACGCACUCGGCCGACCUGCUGCGCCUGCCCUGUGGGGUCUGCGGCAAGGCUUUCCGCGAUGCCGCCUACCUGCUUAAGCACCAGGCGGCGCACGCGGGCGCGGCGGGGCCCCGUCCUGUGUACCCCUGCGACCUGUGCGGCAAGUCCUACUCUGCGCCACAGAGCCUACUCCGCCACAAGGCUGCGCACGCGCCACCUGCUGCCCCAGACGCACCCAAGGACGCGGCAGCCUCUGUCCCACAGCCUGCGCCCGCCUUCCCUGCGGGCCCCUACCUGCUGCCGCCCGAUGCCCCCGCCACCGACAGCGAGAAGGCUGCAGCGGCCGCAGCGGCUGUGGUGUACGGUGCCGUGCCCGUGCCGCUCCUGGGCGCGCACCCGCUGCUGCUUGGCGGUGCGGGCACAAGUGGGACAGGCGGCGCGGGCGCCAGCGGCCCUGGAAAGACAUUCUGCUGUGGCAUCUGUGGGCGCGGCUUCGGGCGCCGUGAGACCCUAAAGCGCCAUGAGCGUAUCCACACGGGCGAGAAGCCGCACCAGUGCCCGGUGUGUGGAAAGCGCUUCCGCGAGUCUUUUCACUUGAGCAAGCACCACGUGGUGCACACCCGCGAGCGCCCCUACAAGUGCGAGCUGUGCGGCAAGGUCUUCGGCUACCCGCAGAGCCUUACACGCCACCGGCAGGUGCACCGACUGCAGCUGCCUUGCGCCCUGGCUGGGGCCGCCGGCCUUCCUACCACACAGGGCGCCACAGGCGCCUGCGGGCCAGGUUCCUCGGCCACUUCUGCUGGGGCUGCUGAGAGCCUGAGCUACGCCUGCUCUGACUGCGGUGAGCACUUCCCGGAUCUGUUCCACGUCAUGAGCCACAAGGAGGCCCACAUGGCCGAGAAGCCGUAUGGCUGCGAUGCCUGCGGCAAGACCUUCGGCUUCAUUGAGAACCUCAUGUGGCACAAGCUGGUCCACCAGGCUGCCCCAGAGCGACUGCUCCCACCCACGCCCGGUGGCGCGCAGACCUCAGAGGGCUCCACUGGCGCCGAGGCGGUCAGUGUGCUGGACAACGGGCUGGCGGGGGAGGUGGGGGCAGCCGUGGCGGCACUGGCAGGGGUGUCUGGGGGCGAUGACGCCGGUGGGGUGGCGGGAGCAGGAGCUGGCGGAGGCACCAGCUCGGGCCCCGAGCGCUUCAGCUGUGCUACCUGCGGCCAGAGCUUCAAGCACUUCCUGGGUCUGGUCACUCACAAGUAUGUGCACCUGGUGCGGCGGACCCUGGGCUGCGGCCUUUGUGGCCAGAGCUUCGCCGGUGCCUACGACCUGCUCCUGCACCGGCGCAGCCACCGGCAGAAGCGGGGCUUCCGCUGCCCGGUGUGUGGCAAGCGCUUCUGGGAGGCGGCUCUGCUGAUGCGCCAUCAGCGCUGCCACACAGAGCAGCGGCCCUACAGGUGCGGCGUGUGUGGCCGAGGCUUCUUGCGGUCCUGGUAUCUGCGGCAGCACCGCGUGGUGCACACAGGCGAGCGGGCCUUCAAGUGCGGGGUGUGUGCCAAGCGCUUUGCGCAGUCGUCCAGCUUGGCUGAACACCGGCGGCUGCACGCUGUGGCCCGGCCCCAGCGCUGCGGUGCGUGCGGCAAGACCUUCCGCUACCGCUCCAACUUGCUGGAGCACCAACGGCUGCACCUGGGCGAGCGCGCCUACCGCUGCGAGCACUGCGGCAAGGGUUUUUUCUACUUGAGCUCCGUGCUGCGCCACCAGCGUGCCCAUGAGCCGCCGCGGCCUGAGCUCCGCUGUCCGGCCUGCCUCAAGGCCUUCAAGGAUCCCGGCUACUUUCGCAAGCACCUGGCGGCCCACCAGGGCGGCCGGCCCUUUCGCUGCUCCUCCUGCGGUGAGGGCUUUGCCAACACCUACGGCCUCAAGAAACACCGCCUGGCCCACAAGGCUGAGGGCCUUGGAACGCCUGGAGUGGUGGCCAGCACUUUGGCCGGGAAGGAGGCCUGACCAGCGGGGCUUCCUAUCCACCACUCCAGUCAGAUAUCGCCUUCCAGACUUGCCCUGCACUGGCUGCAGGUCAGACUCUGCCCCUUUCUCGCGGUUGCUCCUCCAUCCUUCAGAACUUCAGACAGACUAGCCUUCUUCAAGGCCAUGCUGUACAAACUCAAGGCUGAAUUACUCCUGACUUGGACCCCUCUGGCCCUCCUCUCAUCUCAUCUAACACUGAACUUGACCCUGUGUCCAACCCCAUUUUGUAACCCUCAUUAGCCUGGCGCCCCAGCAGCAUUCUGUCCCGCACAAGCCUCUGUGGAGGUAGGCUUGAACUGCCCCUCCCCCUUCCUUUGGGAUCCAGCUGGACAGUGGGAUGUGAGUGGGGAGGGCGCAGGGGGCCUGGGUCCUCUUUUGGAUUGUGGGGUGGGGGGUGGGGUGGCAGACGUGGCUUGUACAGAGCAGAGAUAAUAAACUUUAUCACCAGGGCCAUGGAGUUCUUUCUUACACCCCAGGGGGAAGGGGUUAAGUGCUGGAUAACAGAAGGCUGACAGCUUGUUUCCUCAGGAUUUUGACUCCCCCACACACUCUCACCGUCAUAUUCUUUGCAUGUCCUCAUCCCCCGGUAUUUACUGAGGGUUGACUGCAUUCUGGGUGUGUCUGCAAGCUGGGCAGACAGCAGACCAAGAAGACAGGUAAGUGCUCUCAGGAAUGUUCAUGCCUGGAUGCCUUCCCUUUCAAGUUGCCAUGGCAUCUGUUCCCUUGGCCCAUACCUCCCCGAUCUCCCUGUCUGCUGGGCCCUUCGCUGGCCACCAGGAAACACAGGACAUGCUCCUUGCCCCCGAGUGAGAUGGAAUAGAAUUCCCGGUGAGCCGUUGCAAGUUCCAGCCUUGUGUGGACUCACGGUUAUGGUACAGCUUGCUAUAGCACCUGUCCCUCCAGGAUAAUUUGGGGAUGCUCCAAAAGCACUCUCACAGCCCUUAUUCAUGUUCUCAGAGCAGUGAGCUGCACUCCCUGCAAUGUGUAUUUAGUUAUGCCAUUUGUUAGGAAGCUGAGGUCUGAAAGAAGGAUGAGGCUCCAAGGACACCUGGCAGAUCCAUGGUAGAGCCAGGGCUGCAGUCCCAGGGCCUCCGUGUGAAACUUAAAGGCAAAGCCGGCUCAGAGGGUACUGGGCAAGUCCAGUGUGACCACACACAAGGGUGGCCACUAUGCUCUAAUGGAGGCCCAGCAUGAGAUCUCAUGCCAGCGUCCUAGGAUUCAAAAGUCAUAUGGAUGUGGAGCACCACACAGUUAAGGACAUUGGGGCUUAGGGAGCAUGGAAUUGUUGCCUUAUCAGACUGGGAGCUAAACCAGCUUCCUGGAGGAGAAACUGAUGCCAAAUGAUGACAAAGCCCUGGGAGCUUGCCAGGUCAAGUGGGUGGUGAAUUACAAGUGGAGGUUUAGUGUGUCUGGCUAAACCUUACUCUUCCAUUGAGUUUCAAAUAGAUUAGGAUGGCUGGAGGUGUUGGGGUAUAGGCUGCUGGAUCUAGAAGGGCCUUGAGUUCCCACUGAUGAGGCUUGGAUAACCCCAGAGGCUGGAAGCUGGCUGCUGCCAGGCUGGAUCCAAGCCACUGACAUCUUUGGAUUGGCCCAUGCU
This is a messenger RNA of Pteropus alecto (black flying fox), 6624 nucleotides long. It is a transcript of the gene ZNF865, whose product is annotated as zinc finger protein 865. The coding region runs from base 1884 to 5006 and encodes 1040 amino acids. Lineage: Eukaryota; Metazoa; Chordata; Mammalia; Chiroptera; Pteropodidae. The transcript is spliced from 2 exons. The record is from RefSeq and is a predicted model, not a curated record.